Messenger RNA from Musa acuminata AAA Group (dessert banana), 966 nucleotides. RefSeq names its product protein yippee-like. The record is from RefSeq and is a predicted model, not a curated record. The transcript has 6 exons. Bases 463 to 807 code for a protein of 114 amino acids. Lineage: Eukaryota; Viridiplantae; Streptophyta; Magnoliopsida; Zingiberales; Musaceae.
ACCUCCUCGUCGCCGCCUUCUCCUAACUUCCCCCUUCUUCCGCCCUCUUUCCCCUUGGUUUAAUCUUCCAUCCCUCUCCCGAUUGUUGCAGCGAUCGGCGCAUCGAUCUUUCGUCGCGGGCAGGGACGAGCGUGGGAAGGGCGUUCUCCCUUUUGAUCGACAUUAUUGGAGCCGAGAAGUUGGAGGCGGAGGAGCGGUGGCUUGACACCGAGGAGGUCAAGAGGUAGAGAUAAGAGAUGGGGCGGCUGUUUCUGAUUAGUCUGGAGGGCAAGAUCUACAGCUGUAAGCACUGCCAGGCUCAUCUCGCCGUCUCCGAUGACAUCGUCUCCAAGAUUAGCAGUGAAUGAGUGGCCUGUGGUGGCUAAACGUGGCAGAGGCAUUGAGCAAGGUGUAGAAAGAACCAUCAUUGUUUAGAGAGUGCAUGAGGGAGAGUUGGACAAGAGGGGGGGAGGAAAUAUCGGAAUGGUUGUGGUGGAUCUUUGGGCGGAAUUGUAUUGGUACGAUGAAUCAAAGGCCUUCCAUUGCAAGCACGGGAGGGCUUAUCUCUUCAAUAAGGCGGUGAACGUGACGGUUGGAAUUAAAGAGGAGCGGUUGAUGAUUACAGGGAUGCACACUGUUUCUGAUAUUUUCUGUGUUGGUUGUGGGUCUAUAGUUGGAUGGAAAUACGAUGCUGCUCAUGAAAAGGCCCAGAAGUACAAAGAAGGGAAAAUUGUUCUGGAGAGGUUUAAAUUGACAGGGCCUGAUGGAAGUCGAUACUGGGUAACUCAUGAUGCACAUAUGGGUGGCAGUGAUGCUGAUGAUGCAUGAUUAUUUCUGAACCCCAAGCAAAGCACUAAAUCAUCUGAUUGUAAAUUCUUCCCUGCUUCAGACAUUCAUGUGAAUUCUAGCAAUUGCUUGCUGUCUGCAUCUUUCCGGCAGCUGAACUAAAUACCAAGCAAUAUAGUUCUCAUGCUUCUUUGCCUGCAA